UGUGAGGAGGUCGAUGAAACAAGUUAAUGAAAGAUAAAGGUAUGGAAAUAUUGGAUCUGUUUUUAAUUUUUUUGCUUUUGUUUUUGGUUUUGAUGUAUUGUGUGUUUUGUUAUUUUUUUUCUUUUUUAUAUGUAUUGACUUGUAUUGUUUAAUUUCUUUUCUCUCUUUUUCCCCCUCACUUUUUUCUGUAAUUUUAAACUCUCAAUAAAUAUCAUUUUAAAAAAACAACAGAAUGUCGCCAGCAGGAUUCAUCUGUAGUUGUUGUUUUCAUGGAAUCCUAGAGUUGAAAGGGACCCCAAAGGUCAUCAAGUCCCACCCCCUGCAUUGCAGGAGUCUCAGCUAGAUCAUCCAAGACAGAUGGCCAUCCAGACUAGGCUUCUUUAUUUCUAUAUUGAUCACUGAAUAGGCUUCUAAGCAGUGGACAAAUGAGAACAAAUAGCAGCCAUGAACCCCUUGAAUUUGGCUCUAGGGCAUUGUGAGGGAACCUCCCCAGAACAACUCACGAGGAGAGGAGGACGUGGAUCCUUCCAUCGGGAAACUGGGAUGCUUGCGUAGGCAGAAUAACGUAAACAUAAGCUGGAGUACCACCUAUUUGCAAAAAGACGAAUACCCACAGUUAAAAUGCAGAAUAAAAGAAUUCAAUUAAAGCGUUAAAAUAGGUAUCCAGAAUUAAAAUGUGCAGCAAAGCAAUCCUAUUGAAAUAACACAGCAAUUAACAGGAAGGAAACAACAGAGCAUUGUGUAGCAGAUCAUAUUUCUGCUAUCUCAGAGGAGGACAUUUCCUUUUUCUUUUAGGGUCCAGUGUGCUUUGAAGAUGUCGCUGUUCGUUUCACGGAUGAGGAGUGGGCGUUGCUGGAUCCUGACCAAAGAGCUCUGCAUAAGGACGUAAUGGAGGAGAAUUGGGGGAUCGUGGCCUCUCUUGGUAAGCCUCCGUGUGGGAUCGUCCUAUCUGCCAGGAAAUUCAAAAAAUACCUCUAUGUGACAAACCUCAUAUAUUUUCACAGCGCCCCCUACAACACCUGGGAACCUAACACCCCCACAAGAAAUAGUAAACUACAGUUUUUUCUGUGAACAAUCUUCCUCCAGUUCUGCCUCCUUCUACCACAGUUGGGCUGAUCUGAACUGCCCAGGCAUCUUAACUGUCAGCUUCAGAAUUGUUAGGAAAGAUAAGUAGCUUCUGUCAGGUUUUCUGUUUUCGUUUUUGCUGCUGUCAGUCUUGGGUUGACCAGAGAGACGCCUCACAUUGGCGAUGGAGGGGAUGCCAUGACUGGGCCAAACAAAAGAGCCAGGCUGAAUGAAUCUCAGGUAGUACUAGCAGUAGUAGUAGUAGUAGUAAUAAUAAUAAUAAUUUAUCCCCUGCCCAUCUGACUGGGUUGCCCCAGCCACUCUGGGUAGCUUCCAACACAUAUAAACAUGAAACAUUAAUAAUAACCAUCUGAUCCCAUAUAAAAAGUACAUUAACUUUAAAAUGAACAACUUAUACUAGUGGCCAAAAUUGUGGAAGCCUAUUGGGAAAAGUGUAUUUCUGAGGUUUGAUGGCUCAUAACACCACUUUUAGGGAAUAAUACCAUAAAUUUCUAUAUCAAUGGAAAGAUUAUUUAAUGAAGAAUGUAAUGCAAUAACAUUUAUGAAGGAGUAUUUAUUAGAACAUCAGUCAUAAAGAAGAAAUGCGAAACACAUAGAAAAAAGGAGAUGUGCAGAAAUUCUCACCAUGUCAACUAAUACUUGGUUUGGUAACUUCAAUUACAACCUUGCAACGUCUUCCCAUGGAGUGAACCAAGUUUUUUUUAUUUCUGCAGCUGUAAUAAUGUGAAACCAAGAUUGAAUUAUUUAUAUUAAUUGCUGGGUUGCCAUACAACCCCAGAUCAUAACACUAACUGGGUGUUUCACAGUAGGUGUAAUACAUGUACAGUGGUACCUCUGUUUAAGAUGAUGAUGAUGAUGAUAGUUUAUUUAUACCCAGCCCAUCUGGCUGGGUAUCCCCAGCCACUCUGGUUUGCUUCCAACAAAAAUAUUAAAAUACAAUAAUCCAUCAAAUAUCAAAAGCUUCCCUAAACAGGGCUGCCUUCAGAUGUCUUCUAAAAGUGUGAUAGCUGUUUAUUUCCUUGACAUUGUAGCUUUCUUCGACUUUACCAGUCUAAAGUGGUGGGGUCUGCGUUGCUCCCGGGAGGGAGAAAGGAAGUCAAAUGACACCGAGGUUGAGUCAGAGAAAGAGUUUAUUCUGCUCUCUGGAUAGCAGAAGGCACUUGCGUGGUCAGUUCACAGCAAGUCCAAAGAAAUGAGAGAUACAUGCAGUAUAUAUAUCCUCCAGGCACCCUCUCCCCCCUUCCCCAGGAAUCCAGCCACGUCAGCUUAUACACGCACAUUGACAUCACAGAUGUUCCUGCUCCUGUACUCUUAACCAUAAAAGGGUGUUCCUGUUCCUGUACUCCUUAUCUUGGGGUAAGUAGGUCACCAACUCUAAGUGCACUCCUGGAGCCGUUCCCGGACUAGGUCUGUGCGUCAGAGUGUGGUCAGGAUGUAAGAUAAGACCCCGAUGUGCCAUCCCUGCUCCACUCGGAACUGACAAGGCCAUCCGUCAUUACCAGCCUUCAUGGACUAAUAAGGGAGAGCGCUUUGUUUAUACAGCUGGGUUCCUGUUAUGCAUUUGCUCAACAGCUCAAGUUAAAGCAUUUUAGAAAUGCUCCCUUGGAGAAGGAAAAAUGCGGAUUUUGGGGCCCGUUUCAGACUAACUGCCCAGUCAGCUUUUAGGUUUUGGAAACCCAUUCCUUCAACAUCUGAUUGGAGGGAAAUCAAUGGGGUGGGUUCCACUACCGAGAAGGCCCUCUGUCUGGUUCCCUGUAACUUGGCUUCUUGGAGUGAGGGAACUGCCAGGAGGCCCUCGUAGCUGGACCACAGUAUUCAGGCUCCUUCAGGUAUACUGGACCAAGGCUGUUUAGGGCUUUAAAGGUCAGCACCAACACUAUAAAUUGUGCUUGGAAAUGUCCUGGGAGCCAAUGUAGGUCUUCCAGGACCAGUGGUAUAUUGUCAGAUUUAGCACUUCUCUCACACAAGACAUGGAACGCUGGCAGUUUUACUAGUUGAGGUUUAUUUAGAAAUACAGUGGUACCUUAGGUUAAGAACUUAAUCCGUUCCGGAGGUGCAUUCUUAACCCAAAUCCGUUUUUAUCCUGAGACGCGCUUCGCUCGAAUCCCGGGGCAAAGUUCGCUACCAGGAGACCUACUUCCAGGUUAGCGGAGCUCGUUACCCGAAGCGUUCAUAAGGAGGACGGUACAUAACCCGAGUUUCCACUGUAGGAUAUAAAUCUUCUCCGAUUCUUCUCCUCACGUUUUCCAUGCCCUCACUACCAAGCAAGGAGAUUUGGGUCUCAUUGCUCCAAAUAACACUGUCCCAUUCUUCCGCUGUCCAGUUAACAUGGGUUGUAGCCCAGUUUAAUCUUUUCAACCUUUGCUUGAGAGAUAACAAUGGCUUUCCCCUUAGAAUUCUAGCAUUUAGACCAGUCCUUGCACUCAGCUUCACAUUACAUUGCGUCAUGUCAUCUUGUAUACACCCAGAUGAUUUUCUUCUGUCACGUAGGCACAGUCUCUUCAUUCUUCGAUCAUCACUUGCUGUUGUGCACCUUUUCUUGCCUUUACCAGCCUGAUUCUGCAGUGACUAAGUCUCCUUAUACCUCUUCAAAAAUAUAGGAAUGCCAGCUUUGCUUAUGUUUCCCAAAAUCUUUCUUCUAAUUUCUUCAUAAGUGUAGCCUUGUUCACUUAAUAGAAGAAGAAGAAGAAGAAGAAGAAGAAGAAGAAGAGGAGUUUGGAUUUGAUAUCCCACUUUAUUACUACCCUAAGGAGUCUCAAAGCGGCUAACGUUCUCCUUUCCCUUCCUCCCCCACAACAAACACUCUGUGAGGUGAGUGAGGCUGAGAGACUUCAGAGAAGUGUGACUAGCCCAAGGUCACCCAGCAGCUGCAGGCGGAGGAGCAGGGAAGUGAACCCGGUUCACCAGAUUACGAGUCCACCGCUCUUAACCACUACACCACAUUGGCUAUUUUACAUCGCUUUCUGCGUGAACAGUCAACUCUUUGUGCCAUUUCUUUAAUUUUAUUAUACUAUAGAAACUCACUAAAUGAAAAAACACAAAAACCAAUCAAUGAUAGCAAUCACAUAACACGCUGAGAAACGUUAACCAAAGAAAGUUGUACUUCCUUUUCUAGUUAUUUGGCUAUAGGUUUUGAUAGAAUACAGAUAAUUGAACAAACGUAGUUGCAUUACAUUCUUGAUUGAAUUAUCUUUCCCUUGAUACAUGAUUUUAUGAUAUUACUCCAAAAGAAGUGAUGUUAUAAGCCAUCAAACCUCUGAAAAAACUUUUUUUCCCAAAAGGCUUCGACAUUUUAGACCACUAAUGUAUAUCAAACCAAGCAACAUUCAACAACCCAUCAGAGUCUAAUAAUGAAUAUAUUGGUUAAUGACAAACAACAAAGGUAAUGAACAUCCUCCCCCAAUUCCCUUCAGUUCUUUUCCAUUUGUUCCUGAGGCUCAAACCCAUUUUUGUCUGCAUUGCAGAUUGUGAUGAAUUGGAAAUCGAGAACAAGGGUGACCACAACAAAAUCCUCAAAGAGGAGAAGCCAUGUAAAAAUUUGGAGCGUGGGGAGAGCUGCAGUCAGAGCUCCCAUUCCACUUCCUAUCAACAAAAUCUCAUUGGAAAGAACCCCUAUCAGUCCAUGGAGUGUGGAAAGAGCUUCAGGAACAGCUUCUCUUUGAGUUCCCAUCAAAGAAUUCAUACAGGGGAGAAGCCCUAUCAGUGUGUGGAAUGUGGAAAGAGCUUCAGUAAGAGCUCCAAUCUCACUAAGCAUCAGAGAAUUCAUACAGGGGAAAAACCCUAUCAGUGUUUGGAAUGUGGAAAGAGCUUCACUGAAAGCUACAAACUCACUUCCCAUCAGAGAAUUCAUACAGGAGAGAAACCCUAUCAGUGUGUGGAAUGUGGAAAGAGCUUCAGUUGGGGCUCCAAUCUCACUUCCCAUCAGAGAACUCAUACAGGAGAGAAACCCUAUCAGUGUGUGGAAUGUGGAAAGAGCUUCAGUAGGAGAACCGAUCUCACUUCCCAUCGAAGAAUUCAUACAGGGCAAAUACUCAAUCAGUGUGCAGAAUGUGGAAAGAGCUUCAGUAAGAGCUCCAAUCUCACUUCCCAUCAGAGAAUUCAUACAGGGGAGAAACCCUAUCAGUGCAUGGAAUGUGCAAAAAGCUUCAGGAGGAGCUCCGAUCUCACUUCCCAUCAGAGAAUUCAUACAGGGGAGAAACCCUAUCAGUGCCUGGAAUGUGGCAAGAGCUUCAGUUGGAGCACCGAUCUCACAUCCCAUCAAAGAAUUCAUACAGGGGAGAAACCCUAUCAGUGCCUGGAAUGUGGAAAGAGCUUCAGGAAGAGCUCCAAUCUCACUUUCCAUCAAAGAAUUCAUAGGGAGAAACCCUAUCAGUGUGUGGAAUGUGGAAAGAGCUUCAGUACCAGCUCCAGUCUCACUAUCCAUCAAAGAAUUCAUACAGGGGAGAAACCCUAGCAGUGCCUGGAAUGUGGAAAGAGCUUCAGGAAGAGCUCCGAUCUCACUUCCCAUCAAAGAAUUCAUACAGAGGUCAGAAAAACUAUUAUACAGCUUUAGGAGUCUGUCAAAUAGGCACCUUUUUAACCAGACCUUUGGCUGAUUGACAUCUAAUGCCUUUUAAAAUUUGGUGGGGAGCGGGGUUACAGAUGUGUAUCUUGUGUUUUUAUGUUGUAACCGUCCUGAGACCUGUAGGUGUAGGGAAUAGGCGCCAACUCUUAAAGGCCGAUGGGUCUUUGCCCCCCAAUAAAAUAUUUGAGGGGGGCACCCCCCAGUUGAUAGGCAUUGCCAUUCAAAUGACAUGCAUGCAUCACAUCAUGUGAUUUAUUAUGCGAGGAGAGGCUUACUAAACCCCUUCUAUAUUUUAUUCAAGUUGGCACCCCUGGUAUAGGGUGGUAUAGAAAUUAAUUAAAUGCAUAAAUAAAAUAAGACCAUCUUGGUCGCCUUCAUUUGCACAUGUUCCAGCUUGCCAAUAUCCUUCUUAUUAUCAUUUUUAAAAAUUAUGUGCCCAUCAUCUGAGGAUUUCAAGGUGGUCCACAACAUAAACAUACAGGAUGAAAGCAUGGCUUUCUCAAAAACAAGUAAAGCCAGAGAAAUCUCUCUUUCUUUUCUUUUUUUGGAUGGAGUUAGAAACUUUGUUAAUCAGGGGACUGCUGUUGGUAUUUUUGACUACGUGCCAUUCUGUGCAGCUUCACACAGAGUCAAUUAAGAGUUGGCUGAAGGCCAAGGAGACUGAGCAGAGGGGAGUAAUUCUGCCUGGAGAUAUGAAACCUUGGAUACAGCUUUACCAUUGGUUGAGAGUUCACACAGGCAUGAUGACUUAUGACCUUACUGACUGGAGUGUGUGUUGGUUGGUGUGGUGUUCUGAGAGAAAAGAGUCGUUUGGAGUUUGUUAAGAGAGAGCUAGUUAAGAUCUGUAUCUGUUCUUGUAUAUAGUAACUUGUAGAGUCUGCUGAAAAUAAUAAACACCUCUAAGUAACC
Molecule: messenger RNA, 6559 nt
Organism: Podarcis lilfordi (Lilford's wall lizard)
Lineage: Eukaryota; Metazoa; Chordata; Lepidosauria; Squamata; Lacertidae
Source: the annotation of a GenBank genome assembly